UACAGCGUCAACACGCACUCGCGGCCGCGGGUGGCGGCGGCUUCGAGUUAGACUCGAAAACCUUUGACUGGUGGCACGUCCUCGACGGGUCCAAUCAGAGAGGAAGUGACUAAUAUGCAAAUGCGGCGUUAUCGCAGCACAGUCACGUCAGCAGCAGCAGCGGCGGUGGACUGGAGCCGCCGCGCCGUACGGGGUCGCAAAAAGCAGCCGGAGGACAAGUCACAACUUCACCCGUACCGUCUCCUGACGUCUCAGGAGGCACUUUGAGCUUCUUUACAGGAUCAUGGUGUGAUGGACAUCCUGGUUCCCUGUAGAGUGUGAGGCUCUUUGGAACCAGCUUGGAUCCACAGGUGUUCCAGAGGUUCCAGUUCCCCUCCAGGUUCUACCAUGAACUUCUUUGAUGACGCUAGCCUCUUUGUUGGAGGUUUGGAGGGGCUGGAUGUAGAUGACUUCCCGUCAGGAUCAUCACUUGUUGAUGAGCUGAACCUCAGUGCUGACUUUGAGCCCCUCCAAGUGGACUCUCUGGGCCCAGGGAAGUGCCAACGCUUAACUCCACAAGAUGCUAUGACAUGUACUCAACAUGCCAUGCCCUCUUACAACCAGCAGGUGGGAAACUUCACGAGCAUUAAGACACUGAAUCCUAUAGGGCAAACCUUCUCUGGUGGCAUGGGUGGUGGAGGUAUUGGCAUGUUUCUACAGCAACAUGGCCAGUACCAAAAUGCAGCCAUGAGCCAUGUGCCUCAGUCUAAUGGGCUGUUUUGCAACAGUCCAAUGUGGGGCACCCAAGACCAUAAUGGUAAAAUGUAUCACCCGUCAUCUCAACCGCUUCAGCAGCAACAGCUUUGUCAUCAGCAACUGCACAGCCAACCACUUCAUGUCAGGCAACAAACACAGCAGCAGCAACACCCCUGUCAACGUCAACAACAGCAGUCGCAUAGAAUGCAGCUGGAACCACAACAAGGUCAUCAACAGCUGUUAAAUCAGCACCAGCAAAUUAACACUCAGACUCUGUCAAUGCAGCAACAGCAAAAUUUCUCCUUCCGCCAGGGGAAUCAGUCUCAGAGCCGACAGCAUGUUCGUCAUAAUCAGCAGCAGGAUCACCAGCUAACUGUUGGAGGGCUACAGUUCCAUUCAAGGCCUGUGUUGAGUAAGUCCUUUUUGGAUAGUCAGAAUCAUUCUGUGGGCGGUGCCUGCUUACAACCGCAGCAGCAGAAUCGCUACCAGUUGGCCAGUGACGGUCAAGACCUCAACCUGCCCUUUCAGUUACAUUCAUCCUCUAUGGUUCAUGCUAUACCCAAGUGCUCAGUCAGCUCUGUUGCUGCUUACGUACCAGCCCAGUAUCCUGCUUAUCCUGGAGAACCAGAAUCAUCUGGUUUUACUGAGCACACUUUGUCUUCAACCUCAGCAUCUCAGCCCACUGCAUCCCUCACUUCUACAAUACCUGAGCUUCCUGGUAGACUAAGCCAGAUACCAUCUACAGGUCAGCAGCAAGAUAGGAUCCCAGUUAGCCAACAAAUGGAAUGUCCUUUUCGUGCUCUCCGUUGUUCUGGAGAAAAGCAGGGAAACUGCAAGUCACCUGACAUGUUUACUGAAGUUAUGGAAUGCUACCGUGGUCUGACGAACCAACUGCCUGCUGAACAGUCCCUUAGCUGUGGGGGCAUUGAUACGAAUGGAUACCAAGAUCUGGCAGACAGUUUGCUGCCUUCUGAGGCUCAGGGUGGAGAUAUGGAGGGUCUGGAGGCUCCUGACCUUCUGCCUGACCUACUGCCCCAGCUGGAGGCAGCACUGGGCCAACAGGAUGAAUCCAACUGUUUGUGGCAUGAGUCCAAUCAGGACAGAGGACAUCAGCACAGUAAACAAAUACCUUUGGAGUACAAGAAAGAAAAGCCUCGAAAGAAUGCCAAUGGUCCCGGGAGCCAACUGCGGGUCCUCAGCCCCCUAAUGAAGAGCAGCUCAUCAUCGUCCUCCUCUUCCUCAUCAUCUUCAUCCUCUUCCAGCUCAUCAUCAGAGAAGAGGACACGAAGGAGGACACAUCAUCAGAUGGAGACUACUCUACAAGACAAGCAGGAAAAGGCAAACAGGAUAAUUUCAGAGGCUAUUGCAAAGGCCCGGCAGCGUGGGGAGAAGAACAUCCCCAGGGUUAUGAGCCCUGAGAGCUUCCCCAGCUCUUCUUCACAGUACAGAAUCCACCGUGACCGUGAGCAUAAAGGACAUGGAAAGAUACGUUCCAAAGACAAGAUUUCCAGGAAGGCCUGUAUUGUAUCUUCGUCCAAGCCCAAGCAGAAGUCGAAAAUUGGGAAAAUUGUCAUCAAAAUAGGGAAGAAGAAGAAACGAAAGCCAGAGUCUUCAGAGGAGGAGUCUGAUGAUGAAACCCCACCUCGGCACACUUAUAAAGACAAUGACUCUAAGAGACGCUCUAAUCGGCAGAUAAAGAAGAAGAAGUAUGCUGAGGAGCUGGAGGCCAGAUUGUCGGAUGAGGAUGUCAAAGUUAUUGUUAAAGCCAAGAAAGCCAACACUGCAACUUCCAAGGAUCCUUCUCUCCAGCUGUUUGUUGAGAAUCCCACUGAGGAAGACGCUGCUGUCGUUGACAAAAUCAUGUCAUCACGUUUCGUCAAGAAGGAGGUCUCUCCAGGAGUGGCGGUUGAGGUGGAGGAGUAUUUUGUAAAAUACAAAAACUACUCCUACCUGCACUGUGAGUGGGCCACAGAGCAGCAGCUGGAGAAGGACAAGAGGAUUCAGCAGAAGCUUAAACGCUUCAAAAUGAAACAAGCACAGAGGGCGCUCUUCUUUGCAAAUAUGGAUGAGGAGCCCUUUAACCCUGACUAUGUUGAAGUAGACAGAGUGCUGGAGGUGUCGUUUUGCGAAGACAAAGACUCUGGAGAGGAAGUGGUCUACUAUCUGGUCAAGUGGUGCUCUCUGCCGUAUGAGGAUAGCACCUGGGAGCUGAAGGACGAUGUGGAUCAGAACAAGAUUGAGGAGUUUGAGCAGCUGCAGGCAGCCAAGCCAGACUCUCACAGGGUGGAGCGACCGCCGGCCAACCUGUGGAAGAAAAAGGAACAUUCGAGGGAGUACAGGAAUGGCAACAGCCUGAGGGACUAUCAGCUUGAGGGUGUCAACUGGCUCCUUUUUAACUGGUACAACAGGCGAAACUGCAUUCUGGCUGAUGAGAUGGGCUUAGGAAAGACCAUCCAGUCCAUCACAUUCCUAGAAGAGAUACAACGUGUGGGCAUCAAAGGGCCAUUCCUCAUCAUCGCGCCACUGUCUACAAUUGCUAACUGGGAACGCGAGUUCCGUACAUGGACCCACCUCAAUGUCAUCGUCUACCACGGAAGCAUGAUCAGCAGACAGAUGCUUCAACAGUACGAGAUGUAUUUCAGGGAUGCGCAGGGCCGUGUGGUACGUGGAGCUUACAGGUUCCACGCCGUAAUUACAACGUUCGAGAUGAUCCUCGGUGGUUGUCCUGAACUCAAUGCCAUAGAGUGGUGCUGUGUGAUCAUCGAUGAAGCCCACCGCCUGAAGAACAAGAAUUGCAAGCUGCUAGAGGGCUUUAAGCUGAUGAGCCUGGAACACAAAGUCCUGCUGACGGGUACUCCUCUUCAAAAUACAGUGGAAGAGCUGUUCAGCUUACUCCAUUUCUUGGAGCCUGCACGCUUCCCCUCAGAGAUCACCUUCAUGCAGGAGUUUGGAGAUCUUAAGACUGAAGAGCAGGUACAGAAGCUUCAGGGUAUCCUGAAGCCUAUGAUGCUACGUCGCCUGAAGGAAGAUGUGGAGAAGAAGUUGGCUCCUAAAGAAGAAACGAUCAUUGAGGUGGAACUGACAAACAUUCAGAAGAAAUACUACCGCGCCAUCCUAGAGAAGAACUUCUCUUUUUUAGCGAAAGGAGCCGGCCAGGCAAAUAUGCCUAACUUAGUCAACACUAUGAUGGAGCUGAGGAAGUGCUGCAACCACCCCUACCUCAUCAAAGGGGCAGAAGAGAAAAUCUUGGAAGACUUCCGGGAGGUGUAUAGCCCCACUGCCAUUGACUUCCACCUGCAGGCUAUGGUCCAGUCUGCUGGAAAGCUGGUGCUUAUUGACAAACUGCUGCCAAAAAUGAAGGCUGGCGGGCACAAAGUUCUCAUUUUCUCCCAAAUGGUGCGCUGCCUGGACAUCCUGGAAGACUACCUCAUUCAAAGAAGGUACUUAUAUGAGCGCAUAGAUGGACGCGUCCGUGGAAAUCUGCGGCAGGCUGCCAUUGACCGCUUCAGUAAGCCUGACUCAGACCGCUUCGUCUUCCUUCUGUGUACGAGGGCUGGUGGUCUGGGCAUCAACCUCACAGCAGCCGACACUUGCAUCAUCUUUGACUCUGAUUGGAACCCACAGAAUGACCUGCAGGCCCAGGCUCGCUGCCAUCGUAUUGGUCAGAACAAAGCUGUGAAGGUGUACCGUCUAAUCACCAGGAACUCGUAUGAACGGGAAAUGUUUGAUCGAGCUAGCCUCAAGCUGGGCUUGGACAAGGCGGUGCUGCAGAGCAUGAGUGGCCGAGAUAAUAGCCUGGGAGGAGGUGCUGGGGGAGGGGCAGUGCAGCAACAGCUAUCUAAGAAGGAAAUCGAGGACCUCUUGCGGCGUGGUGCCUACGGGGCAAUAAUGGAUGAGGAAGAUGAAGGGGCCAAAUUCUGUGAAGAGGACAUUGAUCAGAUUCUCCAACGGCGAACAAAAACUAUCACCAUUGAGUCUGAGGGCCGAGGGUCAACGUUUGCUAAGGCCAGUUUUGUGGCAUCUGGUAACCGCACAGACAUCGCUCUGGAUGAUCCAAACUUCUGGGACAAGUGGGCCAAGAAGGCAGAUAUUGAUGUGGAAAUGGUUAAUGGCAGAAACAGCUUGGUGAUUGACACCCCUCGUGUCAGAAAGCAGACAAGGCCAUUCAGUGCCACCAAGGAUGAGUUGGCAGAACUUUCAGAAGGUGACAGCGAUAGUGACGAAACAAAACCUAAACUCAGGCGAAACUAUGACCGGCUCAACAGCUACGGACGCACAGAGUGUUUCAGAGUAGAGAAGAACCUGCUUGUAUAUGGGUGGGGACGUUGGAAAGAUAUUCUCAAUCAUGGUCGUUUUAAGAAACAACUUACAGAAUGGGAUGUGGAGUCCAUCUGUCGGGCCCUGUUGGCCUACUGUUUGGUCCACUACCGUGGAGAUGACAAAAUCAAAAGCUUCAUGUGGGACCUAAUCGCCCCGACUGAGGAUGGACGCACCAAGGAGCUGCAGAAUCAUCUGGGUUUAUCAGCCCCCGUUCCUCGGGGCAGGAAGGGUAAGAAGAUGAAGACACAGUCCAGCACUUUUGACAUCCACAAGGCUGAAUGGUUGAGGAAACACAACCCUGAGCACAUGCUUCAAGAUGAUGGCUACAAGAAACACCUCAAGCACCACUGCAACAAGGUCCUGCUCAGGGUCAGAAUGCUCUACUAUCUGAAACAAGAAGUUAUAGGAAACCAGGCCCAGAAAGUACUCAGCGGCGCAGACUGCAGUGAGGUAAAGAUCUGGGUGCCAGAGCCUGACCAUUCUGAGCUGCCAGCGUUGUGGUGGGACGUAGUCUCUGACAAGUGUCUGCUUCUGGGUGUCUACAAACAUGGUUAUGAGAAGUACAACACUAUUCGCGCCGACCCUACACUGUGCUUUCUAGAGCGAGCAGGGCGACCAGAUGAGAAAGCCAUCGCCGCUGAGCAGAGAGGCAAUGAUUUCAUGGAUGGGGAUGUAGACGAUCCAGAAUAUAAACCUGCUCCUGCCCUGCUGAAGGAUGAUAUUGAGGAUGACGCUUCUUCUCCCGGAGACUUGGUUGUUAGUGACAACGCAGGAGAUACAGUUCCAAUGACAGAAGGUGAAUCUACCUACUGGCCCUCGUCUUCUGUGCUAACAGCCAGACUGAGGCGUCUGAUCACAGCUUCUCAGCGCUACACGAAGAGCCGACAGAUCCUACACAUCCAUCAGACUCAGUCUCAGUCCCAGUCCCAGCAGACCAUGAUUCUAGCUGCUCCACUUUGCCCACUGCCUCAGCCACUCGACGACACCCUCAACCCCAAGAUGGCUGCUAAGAUCGAACGGCAGCAGAGAUGGACUAGGCGAGAAGAGGCAGACUUCUACCGAGUGGUGUCCACGUUUGGUGUUGUUUUUGACCCAAACCUUGGCCGCUUUGACUGGACCAAGUUUAGAGCUAUGGCUCGGCUGCACAAGAAGAUGGACGAGAGCCUGCAGAAAUAUCUGUGCGCGUUCACCGCCAUGUGCAGAAGGGUGUGUCGCCUGCCACCCAAAGAUGGAGGUCAGAUAUAUGCUGCAGUGGACCCAUCUCUCACCAUCCAGCCCAUCACUGAGGAGCGAGCUUCUCGUACGCUCUACAGAGUAGAGUUGCUUCGCCAGGUCAGAGAGCAAGUCGUUCGCCAUCCGUUACUUUACGAGCGUCUGUCGCUGUGCCAGAUGAGUUCCGACUUGCCCGUCUGGUGGGAACCUGGAACUCAUGACCGUGACUUGCUUAUCGGUGCUGCCAAGCAUGGUGUCAGCCGCACCGAUUAUCAUAUUCUUCGAGAUCCGGAGCUCAGCUUCAUGGCGGCCCAGCGCAAUUACAGCCAAACAAAAGCGGCACAGCACCAAUCACGCACACCUACACCAUUCCUACACCUGCAGUACCAGGCUGCCAGCUCGCUUCUGACAGGAUCUCCACUUCCCCCACCCACCCAGAGAGACACUGAAAUGUCUGCGGUGGCAAUCAAGGUGGAACCAGCCUCUGAGGGGGAGGAGAUUAGGGAGAGGCAGAGGGGUCACUGGAGUCCUCCUUCAGCACCACCUACAGGUCUGGAUGAGAAGUCUGUUCCUGAGACAAAGGAUGAGAAGCAGAUGGUGGCAGCACGAACCAAACCGCUGACACCCAACUCAUCAGAGAGGAAAGCCAAGAAGGCUAACAAGAGGGGCCGUAGGGAGGCCAGACGAGGCUCAGAGACUGACUCAGACGGUUCCUCCUCGAGUUCUUCAUCACGUUCCUCUUCUUCUUCUUCAUCCUCAUCUUCUUCAUCAUCACAUUCUGGGUCCAGCUCUUCCUCCUCUUCAUCUUCUUGCUCCUCUGGCUCUUCAUCAUCAUCUUCAUCAUCUUCAUCAUCCUCUGAUGACAGUGAAAGUGAAGGAGAGGAGGGGAAGAAGAAGGUGCCUGCACCCAAAGCGAUAAAGGGAUUUGAUGAGGACAGUGUGGCAUCACUGAGCACAACACAGGACGACACGCAAGAAAUGCCCGUGGCUGAGAAUGGCAUUGCUGCCUCUUCCUCACAUCCUUUUCAGGGAGGCUACAUGCUGGCUGCAUCCUACUGGCCAAAGGAUCGAGUGGUUAUUAACCGCUUGGACAGUAUAUGUCAGGCGGUGUUGAAGGGCAAGUGGCCAGGAACGCGGCGGGUCUACGAGCCCGGUGCAGUCGCCUCUUUCUAUACUACCAAACUGCUGGAUAGUGCCAACAGCCAGUGCGAGGACCCCUCUGCCUCGCCACAGGGGUCAAAGGUGAAGAAGCAUGUUGCAGAAAACAAGGAGUUCUCAGUAAAACUGAACGAUCAGGAGGGAGGUCUGAAGUUGACCUUCCAAAAGCAAGGUUUACCUCUCAAGAGGCCUCUGGACUCGGAGGAGGGCCCUCAGGCCCAGCAGCAGUAUUUGGCCCGGCUUCAUGAACUGCAGAGCGCCUCAGACAUCGGUCUGGCUGACAUCACCAAGCCCCACUGCAGCUUCCAGCCUGCGGUUCCAGGUCUGACAGCUCAGGUCAGGCUGAACGGAGUGUUGGACGGCCAGCCAUUGAUAAAGAAGCGUAGAGGAAGAAGGAAGAACGUGGAGGGUGUGGACCUGCUCUUUAUGAACAAAAAUAGAGUUCCCUCUGUACCCAAUCAGGUGCCACCGGGGUGGGGCGGUAUUGGUCAGGUUGGCAUGCCUGCGGCCUCUGUUCCAGGCUGCAGCCAGGGCACCAGUCAGAGCACCAGUCAGAGCCCCAUGGACACAGAGAGCAGGGUCCCUGUCAUCAAUCUCAAAGAUGGUACCCGGCUUGCAGGGGAAGACGCUCCCAGAAGAGGAGAGCUUGAGCAGUGGCUGAAAGAGCACCCAGGAUUCGUGGCAGACACGGGAGCAUUUAUCCCUGGAGUAAAUAAAAUGCAGAUGCAGUUCCACUUCCAAGACGGUCGACCCAAACAAAAGCGGCACCGCUGUCGGAACCCCAACAAGAUUGACGUCAACAGUCUGACAGGAGAGGAGAGAGUGCAAAUAAUCAACCGGAGAAAUGCACGCAAGGUCGGUGGCGCCUUUGCUCCUCCUCUAAAGGAUCUGUGUCGGUUCCUCCAGGAGAAUCCUGAGUACGGAGUCCCACCUGAGUGGGGAGAUGUGGUGAAACAGUCGGGUUACCUUCCAGAGAGUAUGUUUGACAGGAUCCUGACUGGACCCAUUGUUCCUGAAGAGGUCAGCCGGCGAGGGCGCCGCCCAAAGAAUCCCCUGGCAAAGGCAGCGGCAGCAACCCCAAACCCAGCAGGGUCCUCCCUGGGCCUGAACCCCAUGUUGGCUAACGGUCUCCUUUCUGGAAUGGACCUCUCGAGCCUGCAGGCCUUCCAGCAGAACCUCCAGAGCUUACAGUCCCUGCAGCUCACGGCGGGCCUCAUGGGGCUGCCGUCUGACGCAAGCAACCUGGCUGCUAGUAACUUAGCUGCCAUGUUUCCCAUGAUGCUCUCUGGUAUGACAGGAUUGCCAAACCUGCUGGGUGUGAGCGGCAUUCUUGGGAAGUCUCCUCAGGAGGGAGUGGCGGGCUCUGAGGACAAGGUGAAGGGAAGUGCAAGCGGAGGAGCAGCAGAGCCGCUCGACUCCAAAGACCCUGCCCACACCUCAGACACCAAAGGAGAAAGGACAGAGGGCUUGAACGCAACCCCACCCUCCACUUCCAAUGCCACUUCCUCUGCCGGCGGCCCACAAAGUGCUUCAGCUGCCUCGGCAGCCUCCAGCCCUCCACUGUCUCUUAACCCUUUGUUACUGUCCAGUAUGCUUUACCCAGGGAUGAUUCUCACUCCAGGCCUUAACCUUCCUGUGUCUGCCACAGAGCCACAGAGCUCAAACACUGACCCCAGCCCGCCUCCUGCUCCGCCUCCUCCUCUGCCCACAGUCUCCCAGUCAUCGCCACAGGAAGCACAUGAGCACCCAGAGAAUCCAGAGGAGGAGACACUGGAAGAGGAGGAGGAGGAGGAGGAGUUAGGAGAACAAAAAGACAACAGUGGCGGUGAAGGUUCAGGGAAAGCGGAGUCGUCAACGUCGUCAGAGUCUGGGAGUUCGUCAUCGUCGUCAGACGAUUCGGACUCCAGCGAUGAAGACUGAUCCCUCGAACACUUAAUUAUAAAUUUAUUUAUGUAUGGCCUAGAAAUGUAUACAUAUAUUCACAUAUAUAUACAGAUUUUCCAGCACUUAUGUUGCAAUUUCUUUACAUGUAAAUACAAGAAGUAACUGAAAUGUUGUGUAUUAAAUAUUACAAAAACUACCCAAAAAAAGGAAAAACUGACUCAAAUGAACUGAAAUAAGAUUUCAGUGUUUGUUCACAAGGUACACUCUUGUUUGAAGACAUUUUGCAUGUCAGAAUUUAGUAGAUUUCCAAACUCUGUAAACUUGUACCAACCACACUUAUGUACAUUUGCAACAAAAAGGCAUUAUUGUAAUUAUGUCAGGAUUUAAUUUUAUUAAAAAAGGAAAAAAAAAUGGAAACUACAUCCUCACGCUCGUUGAGCUGUACUAUUAAUAUAUUUUGAUUCUGGGCUGUUGUGGGUUACAACUUGACAAACACUUUGCUUGCUGGUGUACACAACUUUUACCGGUUGACACUUAACGCUCUGCAGAUUUGUCAGCAAUAACUCGGGCAGCUAAUGAAUGUCACUGAAGCUGUACAUUUUCUUUUGCUAGUGCAUAACUCACCAUGAUUUUGCAUUUUAGAACUGGAAUCAUGUCCAAUUGCAUUUUUAUUCACAAAUUGAAGACAGUGCAUUUCCAUGGGGGUUGUGAUCUGAUUUAGCGCUCAUUUUUAUUCCCUUCUCUCCCGGUUAUUACAUUACAACUACGUAUAAUUUCAAGAGGAAAAUUAUUGUGGCCGUCACCUGCACUUCAACUACCCACAGCAGGCACACCUGUUGAUUUUGUUCAAAGAGCUGAUUGGCUGUUUGAGGGCUUAGAUACAACUACAGCGCUGACAUAUUUGAUUGCACCUUACCUCAUUUGUGCUAAUUGCAUUUGGUGUCACUGUGCUAAUAAAUGUAGUCGUGCACGGGUGUCGUUGUACCUGCUGGAAUAUGAUGCAGCCUGUUUUCACUGAAGGUGUCCACUGUGUUUUUUUGUUUGGUGGGAUUGCGUGAUUAACCUGCUGCUACUUGUUUAUCAGGGGACUUGCUUUGAUUAUUGAAAACCAUAAAACAAGGUCAAUUUUAUUGCCCUGGUCAUAUUAAAAAAAAAAAAAAAAAUGGCAA
Messenger RNA from Thalassophryne amazonica, 10478 nucleotides. It is a transcript of the gene chd9, whose product is annotated as chromodomain helicase DNA binding protein 9. Lineage: Eukaryota; Metazoa; Chordata; Actinopteri; Batrachoidiformes; Batrachoididae. The transcript has 39 exons. The record is from RefSeq and is a predicted model, not a curated record. Bases 388 to 9345 code for a protein of 2985 amino acids. Gene Ontology annotation, molecular function: ATP-dependent chromatin remodeler activity; protein binding; ATP binding.